This is a messenger RNA of Wasmannia auropunctata (little fire ant), 569 nucleotides long. RefSeq names its product proteasome activator complex subunit 4B-like. Lineage: Eukaryota; Metazoa; Arthropoda; Insecta; Hymenoptera; Formicidae. Bases 263 to 508 code for a protein of 81 amino acids. The record is from RefSeq and is a predicted model, not a curated record. The transcript has a single exon.
GUGUAUGUGUUAUACAUACAUGUGAUGGCCUUAACCUAACUGUUGUUUCUUGGUUAUCUAGGACUCUAUUGCAAAGUUCAGUGCUUACUCAAAUUAAAUAUGGCUUCUUGGACGCAAACAUGACUUGUUGAAAAUGAAUAAGAAUAAGCAAGUUGUCGUUGAUUCAGCUACGCGCAAGUUAUCCACUGUAUUAUUCCUCGUCGAACGUGACUCUACUUAAUCGACUCUUAACUGUUGGUUGUUGAGUAUUGAAUACGUGAUCAUGAAUAACGAAAACGAUCGUGACAUGGAGAACAAUCGAGUGGUUCCGUCCUCAUCCGAGACAGAUUUUGCGAAUUUUCGUCCGCAAAAGGAGCUGGUAUACAAUAAAUUUUUGCCCUACACAAAUGAGCUUGAUGCGGAAUCGCGAAUAUGGCUUGCCGAAAUCAAGGGAAACUUGGGACGUGCUGUCAUGUUACGUGAACUUAUUCCAGGAUGCGUGUUUUGGUCAAGCAAAUUGAAUUUGUAAGCGAUAAAAUUCCGUUUUUAAUAUCUAGAGGUUCUUUGCAGUAUAUGGUAUUUAAAAAAAA